Molecule: messenger RNA, 312 nt
Organism: Helobdella robusta
Lineage: Eukaryota; Metazoa; Annelida; Clitellata; Rhynchobdellida; Glossiphoniidae
Exons: 2
Coding region: 1-312 (103 amino acids)
Molecular function (GO): protein dimerization activity
Source: RefSeq, a predicted model, not a curated record
AUGGCUGAAAAGAAAUUCGGAGUAUGGGCGUUUUUUGACGUUAAAACAAACGAUAAAUCGAAGGCAGUUUCUAAGGAAUGCAAUGCAGUAUUGUCGCGGGGAAGACCAGCUACAUGGUGGAAGUUUAACACUAGAAAGUAUCCAACCAUAUCAAAGGUUGCACAAGUUUACCUAGCACCUCCACCAACAAGUGUACCAUCCGAAAGAUUGUUUAGCACGGCUGGAGACAUCAUCACUGAGCAUCGCACAAGACUGCUCCCUGACAACGCUGAGAAGCUGAUAUUCUUAAAAUACAAUGCUUCUCUUAUUUAA